Messenger RNA from Penicillium robsamsonii, 1695 nucleotides. RefSeq lists its product as uncharacterized. The coding region runs from base 1 to 1695 and encodes 564 amino acids. The record is from RefSeq and is a predicted model, not a curated record. Lineage: Eukaryota; Fungi; Ascomycota; Eurotiomycetes; Eurotiales; Aspergillaceae. The transcript is spliced from 3 exons.
AUGCCUUCUCGAGAAGGGCCUCCGUUGCCUGGACGGAGCUCCCCGGUAUCGAAGAAGCAACGUGUAUCCUCCACGGAUGACUCGAUUUUCCCAUACCCUGUUCUUCCAGCGGACUGCGUCACCAACGAUCAGGAUGGUUAUCUACCGGUGGGGUCCUUACACGAGCUGCGACAUUUGAUUCCUGUGCCUACAACAGACUCUGUUGAGUGGGGCGACAAAGCGGCUGCAGCUAAGCGUGCCUCGAUCGAGCCCAAAGUGACAGACACAAAUCAACGAUUGCUUCGAACGCACCACCCAUCUCUUAGCCAACUUGACUCAGUAUAUCUGGUGGAAGAAUCGGAGCACAAGUGGAUAUGGGUGGUGUCGCCAGGAUUUGAUGAGACCAGGUCGAUUGGCGCUUAUGCCGGGGGUCUCGAGAUUCACCUCAAACCAACUGGGCUCAUGGAAAGGACAACUACGAUGUGGCCAAAGUACCAAUCGGACCCCAUCCCUGCUAUUCUCAAUCCUCGGAAGUUUUUGUCUCGACAUCACCUUCACCUGUUACGAGAAAUGUUCCCAACUUCGCUCGGCGCAAGAGUUUUCAUAAGUGGUUUCAUCGUGAUUCUGUUCAAGAGCCGUGCCGACAUGGAGAAUUCCUGGCUGCAAGAUGGACCGGCAAGCACCUUUGGCACCCUAAGACUAAGAUACGAUAUUCUUGAGGACACACCGACCCGGACAAUGGUUUCAAAAGGCGCUGCAAUUGCUGCAAGGCCAGACUGCGUCGAGGCAUACGCUGCGCUUGGGUUGAAGAUUCGUUUCCCGGGAGGCCAAGAGGCGAUAACCGUCCCCACGCAUGCAUUUAUUACUCUCCGAUAUAUCCGAUCAGCUCCUCUCCUUCGAAUUGCAGACUGGUAUGGUCACAUUAAGAUAAAACUGGCUCGAUAUUCCCCCAUCAAAAGUGGGUUAUCUAUGCGAGCGAUUGGGUCUGCUCGGCGUCAUCCAAUGGGUAAUUCGCCACUUGGUCAGCAAGUGUUCCUCGCUGGAGAUUCAAAACAGAUCGGGACCAUCUCUUUUACCUACGAUCCGAUUUCAGCAAGGCCCCUUCGUUUCCCGACUGGGUUUGUGCAUGAUCUAUCAUUGAUCACAAAUUCCCAGGAACUACCGGAAGUUACAUCCCCUGAUCGAACACCAUGUGUGGUUGGUUGGGGUAGUUAUACAGACCUUCUUGAUGGAAAACCAGUCUUUGUGACAGGCCUCAAUAUUCCCACAGGCAAUACCAUUGUGAGAUCAGAAAGCGGGAUAUCAAGGGAAGCACAGGCAGCGCUCACAGAAGGCUCGCAGUAUCUCUGGGACAGAGAAGUACUAUCGCAGAAUGUUUCGAUCCUAUGGCGGACUGAAAAUGAUGAAGACCCGCUAGGAGGCCUUUCGGGAUCGGCGCUAUGCCUCGGACAACUGCAAGACAAAACCUGUCUAGCGGUUUGUUUCCAGAACUUUGAGUCCCCUCUAUAUUCGCGAGAGCUGCUGAAAGACGACCAUCGUGGUGCACCACAAUACGCCGAUCGCGUUAGAAUCAAAGGGGGCUUUCUGCUACCGCCAGAGGUCAGAGCCACCCAGAUCCUAUGCAAUCCAUCCGAAACACCUACGGCAUCGGGGACUUAUCCCAGCCGAUCGAACCCAACAGCGGGCCUAAGGAGAUCAUAUUCCUCGACUCGCUGA